Messenger RNA from Belonocnema kinseyi, 2425 nucleotides. Its product is annotated as SOX domain-containing protein dichaete-like. The record is from RefSeq and is a predicted model, not a curated record. Gene Ontology annotation, biological process: regulation of DNA-templated transcription; anatomical structure morphogenesis; cell differentiation. NCBI's taxonomy places the organism in Eukaryota, Metazoa, Arthropoda, Insecta, Hymenoptera, Cynipidae. The transcript has a single exon. Gene Ontology annotation, molecular function: DNA-binding transcription factor activity, RNA polymerase II-specific; RNA polymerase II cis-regulatory region sequence-specific DNA binding. The coding region runs from base 188 to 1153 and encodes 321 amino acids.
UGGUCCCACUUUAGCCGAAAACUGUAACUUAUGUUAUUGUAUCACAAUCCCAACUGAACUUUGUGAGUGAUAGUGAAUUGACUACCAAAUAACUGUAGUGUUGUUCAACAGUGAAAGUGUAUCAAUUGACAUUGAUUGAAAUCUUUACCUUCAAUUUGAAUAAUUAAUUUUUGAGAAUCGUUGCAAGAUGUUGAGUUCGCAUCAACAGCAUCCAGCCUACGGGUUCCUUUCCGGAAUGGAUAUGAAUUCCAUGCACCACAUAUCACAAGAGAUGGCCCAUCAUCAUCAGCAACAUCAGCAGCAGCAGCAACAGCAGCCUCAACAAAUCCAAGAGCAACAUAUCAAGCGACCCAUGAAUGCUUUCAUGGUUUGGUCCCGCAUCCAACGUAAGAAAAUUGCUCUUGAUAAUCCCAAAAUGCACAAUUCUGAAAUCUCCAAACGUCUUGGUGCCGAGUGGAAACUACUAUCAGAAACCGAAAAAAGACCAUUCAUUGAUGAAGCCAAAAGGCUCCGUGCAAUGCAUAUGAAGGAACAUCCGGAUUAUAAAUAUAGACCGAGGAGGAAGCCAAAGGUUCCGAUGUCUGUUGUGUCAGGAAAGCCAGGAUCCAUGAAUCCAGGAGGAUUCCCCAGUUUUCCUUUACCACCUUAUUUCGCUGCUCCAGCUUCUGCUGUCUCUCAUCAUCACACACACCAUCCGCAUCAUCCUCUGGAUUAUCCACCACUACCUAGUUAUUUUGGAUCUGCUUUUGAUGCUGUUCAUCUGGGAAAAUUGGUUUCUGGUGGAGGACACCCAAAUUCUGUAUCAGCGAGUCAAGCGGCUGCGGAUGCAGCAAAUAAUAACGCUUCUGCAGCAGCUGUUGUUAGCAGUUUUUACUCGUCAUUUUACCCCACGAGUACCAAUGCAGGGAAGACACCUUAUGGACAUGGACAAUUCAAUCCACUGUUUUCAACUGCUCAUCAUCCAGUAAGCUCGAACACAUCUUCCUUGAUGUUUUCCAACUCUAUUAUGUCCAACGGAGGAAACUUUGGCACCUCCAGCAGUCCGGGAAGCAGUCCUGGAUCGACACCGAUUUCUUCUUCACAUGCUUCAACUCCAACGACGCCGACAUUAGAUCUGGACCAACUCCGACGACCUGUUCCUGUCAUUUAUUAGAAAUUCUAUUCUAAAUUUGAGAAGGCGAUGGAGAAUUCCGAGGCGAUGUAAGAUUUUGAGAGGUGAUAUAAAGACUGUUAUUUUGUAUUUAUAGUCUCAUUAUAGGAUACAUUGACGGGUCUUACGUUCAUUGGGACUACCUACUUUUAGGGUCAAAAAAUAAUGUACAGGGUAUGCAUUUUUAUACUUUGCAAAAUCAGACCUCUGGAGCAGGAUUUGAAUCAUUUUAUUGUUUUAUUUUGAUUUUAAAUCUUCUCUGCGAAUCUUCAAGUCUCUUUAUUAUAUCAGGAAGUUCUGGGAAAAAUGGAUAUUAUUCUAGAAAAAAUACUGGACGCAUGUGAGAUAUUAUGAAUGAAUAUUAGAAUUUUAAUAUCCAUAUUUCUCAGUAAAAUAUCGACCUCACAUCUUGUGAUCAUAGCAAUUUCAAUCAUUAUGAUUCUCCAACAAAUAUUAAAGUUUCUUAAAGUGUGUUGAAAUAUUGUCAUUAUGUUUUCUUGUAUAAAAAAGAAAUUGGGUAAAAAUUGUUGUCAAAGUGGAUUCCCGUUAACUGUGAUUUCGUUAACAUUUAAGCAUCACUCACCUUUGAAAGUGAUAGUGAAAGUGGAUUUGGGAGAUGAGGAAGUGAGUGUAUCUGUAAAUAGUUUAGAAUAUUAUAAUUAUUGUAUAUGUGCUGCAUGUGUUUAAACUAGGCCUUAUAGCUGAGAAUUCUUUGCCGUUCAGAUUGUAUGAAUUAGCUGCGAAUUAAAUCGUUUCUGAAUUUAUAAUUUAAAUACUUCAAUUUAAGAAUUUCGAUUCUUAUUUUGAAAUAUUGUAAGUAAAGAUAGUUUCACUAAUAAUAUAAUAGUUGCUGGUUCAAUUAUAGGGACGUUUUUAGUGCAACUAUUGAUUUUGUCCACGUGAUAAAUAGGAUGGUAAUCAAUUUCUCCUCACUUUUUAAUUUAUUUAUCAGUACUUGUACAUUAAAAUGACCUUACACUUGUCAUGCUGAGUGUAUUUAUUUUUUGUAGUUGUGAUAAGCGAAUACUUUAUUUCCAAUUUUACUUUAAGUUUUAAAUUCAGAACAAAAAUUAAAAUCAAGUUAAAAUGUCUCCUUGCAUUCUUUCUUUUAGAUUUUGUUAUCUUUUUUUGUUCUGCGAACACGAAAUCAGUAUUACGUAUAGUGUAUAUAUUCUGCGUAUACAUAAACUACGUGUGAGACAAAAAUGGUUCUUUUUUUUUAAAAGUUGGAUGUAAUAUUUGUAUCCGAAAUAGAAAUGACAAGAAGAAUCGAAA